AUGAAGUUCUUCAUUGUUCUCUUGGCAGUUUUUGCCGUUGCUCUCGCCGAAACAGAGGAAGAGCAAGAAGCAUGGACCAAUUUCAAAGUUCAAUUCGGCAAACUUUUCUUGUCGCCCGGCAAAGAAAAGUCCCGUAAGAACGCUUUUCUCGACAAUUUCCGUGACAUGAAGCAACAUAACGAAGCUUACGAACGCGGCGAAUACAAGUACCCUAAGGCAAUUGGCCCAACUGCUGAUUUGACGACAGAAACUUUCUUAAAACGCUUCACGGGUGUCAAAGUACCCGAAGCCUUCGAAAAGGAAGUUGAGAUGCGUUCGCAUCAUCAUCACCAUCAUCAUCAUGACCAUCAUCAUGACGGACCAAAAGCCCCAGAAUUUCCCGCUUCGAUGGAUUUGCGCGGACAAGCUGGCGUCGCUCCCAUCAAGAAUCAAAACCCAUGCGGUUCAUGUUGGGCCUUCUCGACACUCGCUGCCGUCGAAUACGCUCAUUGGAAGAAAACUGGCGAAGUUAUUGACUUGUCUGAGCAGAAUUUGGUCGAUUGCGUUUAUAACAACUACGAUGGCUGUCAAGGCGGAUGGAUGGCAGAUUCGAUGAACUACAUCGAAAAAAAUUCAAUUGCUACUGAAGCUGACUAUCCAUAUGCUCGUGCCAAACAUUCAGGUCCAUGCAAAGCUGACAAAGUCAGAAAACACCAUAUUAAGAUGAAGCCCGGCAAGGCAAACAUUAAAAUUGAGGAUAAUGACGAUGCGAUCAAAGACGCGUUGCACAAAUAUGGCGUUCUUGCGAUUUGCGUUGAUGUCCUUGAUUGGAACUUCUUGUACGGUUUCAAAGAUGUUUUCGUCCAUAAAAAUUACAACCAAGUUAAAUGCCAACAUGCCGUCAACUUGGUUGGUUAUAACACUGGUUAUUGGAUUGUCAAGAAUCAAUGGGGCACCGAUUGGGGUAACCAAGGUUACAUUUAUCUCGAUGCAAGACGUGACAAGACCACAAACAAGAAUAUGGGAGGAUUUUUGACAAAUUAUGUUUGGGCAGCAAAUGUCGAUGCGAAACCCAAGCAUGAUCAUGAUCAUGAACAUCCUCAUCAUCAUUAA
Molecule: messenger RNA, 1092 nt
Organism: Culicoides brevitarsis
Lineage: Eukaryota; Metazoa; Arthropoda; Insecta; Diptera; Ceratopogonidae
Exons: 1
Coding region: 1-1092 (363 amino acids)
Cellular component (GO): lysosome
Molecular function (GO): cysteine-type endopeptidase activity
Source: RefSeq, a predicted model, not a curated record